UUUUUAGAAGUUUUAUUUGAGAAAAAAGCUCGAUGUAGCUUUGUAUGAGUAUGUUCAACGACGAAAGUGCAAUUUUUAUAGUUUUAAUAAACAAGUCUAUGCAUAUUAGAGAAUCGCUUUUCUUUGAGCAGCGGUUUUAUGUUGUUCGUUUCAGUUCAAAAUAUAAUAUUUAUAGUGUUUAUCAUAUAUAAAUUAUGAAAGUUGUUUACUGUGAUCUCUUAAACGAAAAUAUUGAAAAAGAAUAAUUGCAGCAAUGUGAUAUAAAUUAUAUCAUCGAUGCGAACACAUAAUAAUAAAGCAUUGCCACUUAAAAAGAUUUUAAGAUAUUUCUUAUUUAAAACAGCUGUUUGUCAAAUUUAAAUAGCAUUACAGAAUUAAAUCAUAACACAACUAUCUCAUAACUACUAAUAAAUGUCUAAAAUAAUAGUUAAUCAACUGACACACGCACAAAAGGUGCGUAUUCUAUAUAAAACGAUUUUACGUUUACAUAGAGGUUUACCAGACGAACUACGGGAAUUGGGUGAUAAAUAUGCCCGCGAUGAAUUUCGCCGUCAUAUUACUUGCUCACCUAUGGAGGCUCAACUAUUUAUAACAGAAUGGGCGAAGUAUGCCGUAACAAUUACUUCACAAUUAGGUCUGAAAGGCAAAGCCAAAGGUACGAUAGGAGACCAAUUGGACACAAGCACAGUGGAAAUGCUUAAAGACGACCAAGUGAUACAAUUGUAUGAAUUAAUGUUGGUUGCUAGGGGCAUUGAAGGUGAUACAAUUACCCAUACAGAUGUACAUCAGGCUAAAUAAACAUAAAAUAAAUAUCA
Bactrocera latifrons is the source of this 815-nucleotide messenger RNA. RefSeq names its product succinate dehydrogenase assembly factor 3, mitochondrial (gene Sdhaf3). Gene Ontology annotation, biological process: mitochondrial respiratory chain complex II assembly; succinate metabolic process. Bases 412 to 798 code for a protein of 128 amino acids. Gene Ontology annotation, cellular component: mitochondrion; mitochondrial intermembrane space. The transcript has 3 exons. The record is from RefSeq and is a predicted model, not a curated record. NCBI's taxonomy places the organism in Eukaryota, Metazoa, Arthropoda, Insecta, Diptera, Tephritidae.